This is a messenger RNA of Darwinula stevensoni, 342 nucleotides long. The record is from the annotation of a GenBank genome assembly. NCBI's taxonomy places the organism in Eukaryota, Metazoa, Arthropoda, Ostracoda, Podocopida, Darwinulidae.
AUGACAAAGGCGGCAUGGGUGAAAAGAGAGAAGCCGCUGCGGGGCUCCACGCGCGUCCCAUCCAGGAACUCCCUCGAAAUCGCCUACUCUGACGUCCAUUACUGGGUCCGCGACCCCGACGGAAAUGAGUCUUACGCCGAAUACGAACAUGUUUCACGGGAAUGCUGUGACGCAGGGAUGAAGGAGAUCCUGAAGGGUCUGGACGGGCGGAUGAAGCCAGGGGAGCUGACGGCCAUCAUGGGACCCAGCGGGGCGGGGAAGACCUGCCUCAUGAACAUUCUCGCCGGUUAUAGGUCUCCAAAUUUAUACCACCACCUUUCAUCUCGCAAAAAUUACUACUAA